Molecule: messenger RNA, 946 nt
Organism: Spinacia oleracea (spinach)
Lineage: Eukaryota; Viridiplantae; Streptophyta; Magnoliopsida; Caryophyllales; Amaranthaceae
Product: transcription factor PRE6
Exons: 2
Coding region: 386-658 (90 amino acids)
Biological process (GO): regulation of DNA-templated transcription; regulation of growth
Molecular function (GO): protein dimerization activity
Source: RefSeq, a predicted model, not a curated record
ACUUAAACCCCAACUUGGGAACAUAAUUUACACACAUAUAAUUGUACCAUUAAACCCCUUUCUUCUUAACUUCAUCUUUCUUCUACCCACAUGUCUUCUUCUCUACCAACAUCGUUGUCUACAUGUAAUUCUACACAUUUUUCUAUAUAUUUUUUUAAUCUCAUUUAAUUAUAAAUUACUUUUAUAUUUUUAGUUUUCAUAUAAAUACUCCACAUAAUUUACCUACAUUAUAUCACAAGCUAUAAUAUAUAACCUUCUUCGAGCUUCAUUUUCCAAAGAAUCUAUUGCCUUAGCUCAUUUUGUCACACUAACAAGAAUUAUUAAUACAGCUAGAUACCUUUACUUGUUGGGUUCUCUUUAAAGACACAUUCAAUUAAUAAAGACAAUGUCUAGCAGAAGAUCAAGGCAGUCAGGAAGUUCAAGAAUCUCCGACGAUCAAAUCAUUCAGCUUGUCUCCAAGUUGCAGCAACUAGUUCCCGAGGUUCGCCAACGUCGUUCUGACAAGGUGUCGGCUUCAAAAGUUCUCCAAGAGACUUGCAACUACAUAAGAAACUUACAAAGGGAAAUGGAUGAUCUUAGUGAUCGUCUCUCACAGCUUUUAACCACAGUUGAUGCUGAUAGUGAAGAGGCACGAAUCAUUAGGAGCUUACUUAAUUAGUCAAUUAAUUAGAUUUUAUUUAUUAAUUAAGGUCAAUGCUUUUGAUUUAUUAUAUAUAUAUAUAUAGGCCAUAUAUAUAUAGUAAUAUAAAAUCCAUCCUAGCUAGGGUUGUUAAUUAAUUUCGUACUUUAAGCAUGCUAAGCUAGCUAAGACUAGGAAUCAUUAGAUACCUAGAUCUAGCUUUUAAUGCAAAUAUAUCAAAUAUAUAUAUAUAUAUAUUUUUUUAUAUAGUAUAUGGUGUUAUGUAAUUAAUUUAGCUCUGUAAUAAUAAUAAGUAUUUGCACGCAA